CCAGGAUUUCUCUGCUCUUUGUCCUGUGCUGACUGACAUCCGCUCCGCUGUCACUUCCUGAAUCCCAGGAUUUCUCUGCUCUUUGUCCUGUGCUGACUGACAUCCGCUCCGCUGUCACUUCCUGAAUCCCAGGAUUUCUCUGGCCAAGAAGCAGCAGGUUUGCAGUGUCGCCCCAGUGCUUGUCCAUGUGCGGUCCAGCAUGGCUGAGAAGACCCUGGAGCAGGGCUCGGUCAGCAUACCCAUGGAGGAGACCAAGCUGCACGGUGGGACCCCUCAGGAGCCAGCCCUGCUCACCCACCUGAAGAAGGUGGAGAAUCACAUCACAGAGGCCCAGCGCUUCUCCCACCUGCCCCGCCGCUCCACCGUGGACCUGGAGUUCACCGAAAUCUCCUACACCAUCCGGGAAGGUCCCUGCUGGCGAAGAAGAGGUUUCAAAGCGCUGCUCAAGUGUCUGUCAGGACGAUUCAACAGCAGAGAACUAAUAGGCAUCAUGGGGCCCUCUGGAGCGGGGAAGUCCACCCUGAUGAACAUUCUGGCUGGUUACAGGAAGACAGGGAUGAAAGGCCAGAUCCUGGUGAAUGGCCGACCAAGGGACCUGAGGACCUUCAGGAAGAUGUCCUGCUACAUCAUGCAAGAUGAUAUGCUGCUGCCACAUCUCACGGCACGGGAGGCUAUGAUGGUCUCUGCCAAUCUGAAACUGAAUGAGAGCAUACAGGUGAAAAAAGAACUUGUGGAUGAGAUCCUGACUGCUCUCGGCCUGUUGGAGUGUGCCCAGACGCGCACCAUUUCCCUGUCAGGUGGUCAGUGUAAAAGGCUGGCCAUUGCCUUAGAACUGGUCAACAAUCCUCCAGUCAUGUUCUUUGAUGAGCCCACCAGUGGCCUGGACAGUGCAUCCUGCUUCCAGGUGGUGUCCCUCAUGAAAUCUCUGGCUCAGGGAGGGCGGACGAUCAUCUGUACCAUCCACCAGCCCAGUGCCAAGCUCUUUGAGAUGUUUGAUAAGCUGUACAUCCUCAGUCAGGGCCAGUGCAUAUACAAGGGCACCGUCCCUUACCUCAUCCCUUAUCUGAAGAAUCUGGGCCUUCACUGUCCCACUUAUCACAACCCUGCUGACUUCAUCAUUGAGGUGGCCUCUGGGGAGUAUGGGGAUUUGAACCCGGUGCUGUUUGAGGCUGUCCAGGGAGGACUGUGCUCGGAGGAGGGUAAAAAGAACUCCAGGGACAAAAGUGACUCCUGUCGCUCUCAGUGUCACAGCGACACAGGAACCACUGAGAAACACAGCUUUGCCACCAGUACAUUCACACAGUUCCGCAUCCUGUUCAAAAGAACCUUCAUCACAAUAUGCAGGGACAUGGUGUUGACCCACCUCAGGGUGAUGUCCCAUCUUUGUAUCGGCGUUCUGAUUGGCCUGCUCUAUCUCAACAUUGGUAAUGAUGCCAGCAAGGUCUUCAACAACACAGGCUUCCUCUUCUUCUCCAUGCUGUUCCUCAUGUUUGCUGCCCUGAUGCCCACUGUGCUGACCUUUCCUCUGGAGAUGUCUGUCUUUGUGAGGGAACAUCUCAAUUACUGGUACAGUCUGAAGGCCUACUACUUAGCCAAGACCGUGGCUGACAUACCAUUCCAGGUGAUAUGUCCAAUCAUGUACUGCAGUAUAGUGUACUGGAUGACGGAGCAGCCUCCAGAAGCAGGUCGCUACCUGCUGUUCGUGGCCCUGUGUACAUCCACAGCCCUGGUAGCCCAGUCUCUGGGUCUGCUCAUAGGGGCUGCUUCCACCUCUCUGCAGGUGGCAACUUUUGUGGGCCCAGUCACAGCUAUACCUGUGCUGCUGUUCUCUGGCUUCUUUGUCAAUUUUGACACCAUUCCCAAGUACCUGCAGUGGAGUUCUUAUGUGUCCUACGUCAGGUAUGGCUUUGAGGGAGUGAUCCUGUCUAUCUAUGGGAUGAACCGCUCGGAGCUGGAGUGUGCCGAGCUGGUUUGUAAGUUCCAGAAGCCCGAGGAGGUGCUGCAGCUGCUGGAUGUAGAGGAUGCCAAGCUCUAUGUGGACUUCAUGGUGCUGGGAGUUUUCUUCCUGGUCCUCAGGCUCGCCACUUACCUGGUGCUGCGCUACAAAGUCAAGUCAGAGCGUUAA
Lampris incognitus (smalleye Pacific opah) is the source of this 2125-nucleotide messenger RNA. It is a transcript of the gene abcg4a, whose product is annotated as ATP-binding cassette, sub-family G (WHITE), member 4a. Gene Ontology annotation, molecular function: ATP binding; ABC-type transporter activity; ATP hydrolysis activity. The transcript has 15 exons. The record is from RefSeq and is a predicted model, not a curated record. Gene Ontology annotation, cellular component: plasma membrane. Bases 200 to 2125 code for a protein of 641 amino acids. NCBI's taxonomy places the organism in Eukaryota, Metazoa, Chordata, Actinopteri, Lampriformes, Lampridae.